Lycium ferocissimum is the source of this 1392-nucleotide messenger RNA. Its product is annotated as ethylene-responsive transcription factor 5-like. Gene Ontology annotation, molecular function: DNA-binding transcription factor activity; DNA binding. Lineage: Eukaryota; Viridiplantae; Streptophyta; Magnoliopsida; Solanales; Solanaceae. The transcript has a single exon. Gene Ontology annotation, biological process: regulation of DNA-templated transcription; ethylene-activated signaling pathway. The record is from RefSeq and is a predicted model, not a curated record. Bases 143 to 1030 code for a protein of 295 amino acids.
AUUCAUCCUCCUUUCACUUUCUUUUUUUCUUAACAGAAAAAUAUUGUUAAGAUUGGAUUUAAACCUUAAUCUGGCAUCUUAGACCAACUCGGCCAUCUCAACAUAUUCAUCCUUCUUCACUUUUUCUCAAUUUGGAUUUGUAAUGGAAUUUUUUAAUGAAUAUUUUGCAUUGGAGGAAAUUAGAAAUCAUCUCCUCGGGGAUUUUUCCCCGAAAACUUUGAAAUUUGGGGCGGAACUAGCUAGUACUAGUGAGUGUAGUAAUAAUAAUACUGUGACGGGUAGCUUGAAUUCUUUUGAUUUUUUCUCCGAUUUUGAAGCUGAUUUCUUUCAAUUUGGAACCGAAUUUUCAAAUUCGAGCUCUCAAUCAGCAAAGUCAGUCAAACUAGAAUCGGAGCCGUCGAUUUCAAGCUCCGAUUACGAGGAAAAUAAAAGCAAUUGCUUUCAAUUUGAAUCGAAACCUCAAUUAAUCAUCGACCUCUCAUCACCGAAAUCGAGUAAAGUUAUUGAUCGGAAACCUUCACUAAAAAUUGAUUUACCUCCAGUGAAGAAAUUCGAGUGGAUCGAUUUAGGCAAUUCGACUCAUCAAUCGAAUAAUCCAAUUGUUUCGAUUGAAGAGAGGAAGCAACAUUACAGAGGAGUGAGACGGCGACCAUGGGGAAAGUAUGCGGCGGAGAUCCGAGAUCCAAAACGACGUGGUUCUAGGGUUUGGUUAGGAACAUUUGAAACCGCAGUUGAAGCAGCUAAGGCUUACGAUAAAGCCGCAUUUACGAUGCGUGGAAGUAAAGCAAUCCUAAAUUUUCCAUUGGAGGUGCAGGGGAAGAGUUACCUGAGCGCCGCCGUGGAUGGCGGCGUGAAGCGGCGGAGAGAAUCGGAGGAAAUAGGUGAAGAGAAGAGAGUGAAGAAAGUAAGGGAAGAGGAAGAGCUAUGGCCUUUAACGCCGUCAAGUUGGAAUUGUAACGGAAUAUUUAACCUCCCGCCAUUAUCACCUUUAUCUCCUCACCUGAGCUGUUCGCAGCUUAUCCAAAUCUGAAGUGACAAUAAGCAAUACUUCUAAUUUUAUAAUGUAACAAAAUAUAUAAUGAUUAUGAAUUACUAGUUGAUUCGUAUAGAGAAUGUUUUCAAUUGCUGUCCAAAUUAAGCCGCAAUUUACAGAGAUAUGCCUGCUGCUUUAAAUUUGUUAGGCUUUCUUAAAUUGCUUGCUUACGCAUGAGGACCAACUUUUUGCUUAUAAGUUCUUGAAUCAAUAAAAAAUACUGUAAGUAGUAAAGUUUAAUUGAAUGUACUAAUAAUUAGUUUAGUUUGUUGAACAAUAUUGUUCAGAACAUUGUAAACAAUAUUGAUUAAGGAAAACAAUUACUUACCGUAAGUCCAUGCACUAAGGUUAAAACUUUA